This is a messenger RNA of Mycena citricolor, 2623 nucleotides long. The record is from the annotation of a GenBank genome assembly. NCBI's taxonomy places the organism in Eukaryota, Fungi, Basidiomycota, Agaricomycetes, Agaricales, Mycenaceae.
GAUGAAUCCGUGGCUAUGAUUGGGUAGCUAUUUCCCUGCAGGAAAGUGUCUGCUGUCAACUUCGCUAUGCAGCAUGUUGCGGAGAUUGUCAGUGGUCGAGGCUCACUGAUUGUGACCGUGACCGGAGUGACAGUCUCGUCUCCCAACUAUCAUGUCCAUCUGCCAGAGCUGUCUGUCCAGCGCCAAAGUUACCACGGCCCAGCGUCUAUCUCAUGAUCCCAAUUUUUUUCGUCCUCAUAUCUACAUCUCUAAGCUGGAACCGAUGAAAGUCCUGUAGAGGCGAAUUGAGGGGAGCCCACAUACACAUCGAUCGGCACUUGAGGGCCGAGCGCCCAGUUUUGCUAUCGCACUCGGUUGGACUGACUUACAUUCCCUCGUACGUUCCAUCGGAUUUGGAUUGACGAACAAAUUUUCAUCUGUCAGGCGUCUGCCCGUAGGCAUAUGUGGCCAACAAGCCCACAACGUCGGUUUUGCUUCCUUCCUCCCACUCCUCCCUCCUCUGCUCCUCUCAGUGAAGCUUAGUGCAAGCUGCAUCGGCCAACUCUCUGACCAUGAUGCGCUUUGCCAGCGCCCCCUCCGCUCUUUCCUCUAUGUGGGCCUUACUCGGCAUGUUGUCCCUUAUCCUCUUCCCACUGGUCUCCGCGGGCUCCACGAACGUUACUAUCGACGAUAGCGCAGCGACGUACCUCCCUGCAUCUUCCGCGGGGAAGAAGUCAGUAUGGUUCAACCAGACGAGCUGCGCCGGGUGCGCGGACGUGCCCAACACGAGCGCGGCGUUUGACCAAACGUGGAGCGCUGCGCUGUACCUAAGCACGCUUGGAACCCCCGUCUCCGCUAGCAUCUCGUUCUCUGGCACGGCGGUGUACGUCUACUUCAUCGUGCCGAACUUCGCCGCUGGGUCCGGGCUGGCGAGCAGUGUGGACACGGUGUUCUUGCUUGAUGGGGUGCAGGUCGGGAGCUUCGCGCACCAGUCUGACGGGAGCGGGAACUUUGCGUACAAUACGCUGGUGUACCAAAACACCUCGGUGCCUGCGGGUGAUCACACGCUCCUUAUGCAGACGAGUGGCACGCAGCCUGCCAUCAUGAUCUUUGAUUAUGCACUGUCUACGAAGACGACACCUGAUGCCCUCACUCAAUCGUCGCCUCUGCCCGUGACGCAAGCGUCCUCUACUGCCUCGCAGCAGGAGCAACGCACACAAGCAGUCAUCCUAUCGCUGUCGUCGGUCACCACCACCACUACCACGACCGCCGAUGCUCAGCCGAGUGUGUUGACCACGUCUUCCGCGGAGCUUUCUACUAGCAGCACUUCUUCCUCGACUAGUUCCCUUCUUCAGUCGAGCACCUCCUCUGUGCCCGCAUUUUCCUCCGCACCACUCCCGAGCACCUCUGCACCAACCGCUGCCCCGCCUCCCUUCCUCAUCACUACCGGGUCGGGCACCCCCUCGGCCCUGCCCGAUGCGCCCAGCCCAAGUCCUUCGAGUGGAGGAAGCACUUUCCUGCAGGACCACCUGAGCGUCCUGAUCUCAGCUGCCAUCGGCGGGGUCGUGCUUCUCGUCUUCCUGCUCAUCUGUAUCCUGCUCUACCGGCGCAACGUCCGGCGCAAACGGGCAGGGCACUUCCGCGACACGCAUGACUUUGGGACGAUCUCGUCGUUCGACUUGAUUCCGGAGCAGAAGGACGGGCCGCCGAUGCGGCCUCGUCGAUCGGAUGAUGGCGACUUGGAGCCCAUCAACGCUGAAUACAUGUACACUCACAGCCCUAGCCCGAGUCUCAGCGGCAGGGCUUUGCCGAUUCCGCCGACGUCCUUGUCGUCGCCGUCACGACAGCAUCUGCUGCACUCCCCCGCGCCUUCGACGUCGUCCUACUCCUCUUCCUCUCUCGCUUCGCCUUCCCGCCGGCCCGUGCUGCCGCCAUCAGCGCCCUCUCCCGUCGUUGGGGGCCGCAGUGUCGCAGCCACGCAGACGAAGCCGGGCGAAUCCUCGAUUCCAUCUUCCUCGAAUUCCUCCCCCUCUGCUGGGCCCUCGAACACCUCAAACCCAGAUCUCCGCAUCCGCAUCCCCGCUGCGGCGUCACAGCUAGCGAUCCAAAACGGGACACCUUGCACGGCCACGGCGUACUCGCCCGUCACGCGGAACGGAGCAACUGUCCCUCGCAAGCAGGCCGAGUACAUCCGGGAUGUGCUCGCCCAUCCCUCGCGGUACUCGCCGGCUGAUUUCCCGAUGAGCCCUGACUCGGUGGACGACUCGCCCCUUGGGUCGACGCGCACCGCGGUGCCGGUCAGACAUCUGGACAGCGGCUUCAGGAUCGGCGAGAGUAUGUUGGAUCUCCCGCCUGAGUAUGCGCCGACUUGAGGUCUGCGACGUACUCCCCUGAUAUCAACACUAUACUACAUGCGUUUCUUAACUUAUCCCAUAUUGUUGUUCAUACCACUCUACCGUUCGCAAUCCCGCACUCACGAUCCCUGUGCAGCACCGGCCUGCCUCACGUUCUUUACUCGUACUUGCUGCGUUCUAGUACGGGCUCAAUGUAUUCGUACCGGCGAUGUUUCCAGAACAAAGGCUGCUCUUGAAUAAAACGCCAUCUCACUGGUUGACAUAAGCAUUCCGGUUCCGGCAUUGGUGCG